CCUUCCUCAACGACAACGACAACGACAACGACGACACUCCCUCUUGUCAUCGACACCAGUUCAUCACCUUCACUCAACCCUAUCAUCUUGAAUAUCGACCUUCUUCCUGCCUCCUCGACAUGGCUGGAGGUGCUGCGCACGGCAAACCCGUCUGGAAGGGCAACCACCCCGUCGGACAGAUCAAUGCUGCCCGACCUCUGUACAGAAUUGCUGCAACCGGUCUAGGAGCUUCAAUGUGGUUUUUCUUGUUCUACAGAGCGAAGAAAGACGGUCCUGCCCUGAUUGGCCUGAAACAUCCCUGGGAUCACUGAGCACCGCAGGCUGUUGAGCCAUAUAAAAAAACCCUCCUGUACAUAUCAACUCAACAUAUGUGGCGUUGGCGAUGAGUCUCGUGUUGUCGCGAUUGUGACGAUUUUUGGAGAUGACGACUUGCCUCUGAAGCUCCGACUACCAAGGCAGAACUGGCCGUGGACAGACAUGAUCGAUCAAUCGGCGCAAGCUUCGUCGGGCAGCAGAGUCUGCAGAAAUAAACAUACAACUUCGGAAAUAGAGAAGUCUUGGUACACAAAGAAAUGCCAGCAAGUCUAAACAAUGAUAUGCGUUGGUCCCCAGCGCGAGAUUUGACCAACUUGAUAU
Exophiala mesophila is the source of this 636-nucleotide messenger RNA. RefSeq lists its product as uncharacterized. The record is from RefSeq and is a predicted model, not a curated record. The transcript has 2 exons. The coding region runs from base 120 to 311 and encodes 63 amino acids. Gene Ontology annotation, cellular component: mitochondrial inner membrane. Lineage: Eukaryota; Fungi; Ascomycota; Eurotiomycetes; Chaetothyriales; Herpotrichiellaceae.